Prunus persica (peach) is the source of this 2053-nucleotide messenger RNA. Its product is annotated as probable WRKY transcription factor 71. Lineage: Eukaryota; Viridiplantae; Streptophyta; Magnoliopsida; Rosales; Rosaceae. Gene Ontology annotation, biological process: regulation of DNA-templated transcription. Bases 630 to 1712 code for a protein of 360 amino acids. The transcript has 3 exons. Gene Ontology annotation, molecular function: sequence-specific DNA binding; DNA-binding transcription factor activity. The record is from RefSeq and is a predicted model, not a curated record.
CUCUGAUCUGAUUUCAAUGUCUUAUGGCGAAUUCUUUGUGAUUCUUUUCCAACCUUAAAACGGCUUCUGCAAAUUUGGCAGCUCCCACCAUUUUACUAUUAAAUAUUUGUUCCUAUAUAUUUUGCAAUUUUGUUGAUUUUUUUUUACUGAGUAGAUGAGUUGCCUGUAUGAUUUUAUAUAUUUUGCCAAUUUUUUUAUUUUUUAUACAAGUGAUAAUUAAAAUCAAUAUAAUUUAUCAAGAGGAGAAUUCAAACUUGAGUGCAAGAAGGCAUGUUCACUGUCCCACCAACUAACUCAUUUUAAUGGGAGGAGAAUUCGAACUAGUGAUCUCUAAAUGUGUUGUUUGCAAUAAUAGAAACUGGCACGUGUAUGUUUACCCACAUAAAUGUCUUAUUAGGACAGAAGUAGAAUAGGGCACAAGUGUGCAAAAUAGCCAAAAGCUACCACACAUCCCAUCUGAUCAACUCUCCUCUCUCUCUCUCUCUCUCUCCUAAUAAAAAAAAGGCAAAGAUAAAAAUCAAACCUAAAGCUCAUUUUCUCUCAAAAGAACAAAGCAAGAAUCUCAGCCCCAUCUCUCUCACCUCUCAACUUUCUUCUUCUUCUUCUUCUUCUUCCUCUUCUUUCUUCCCAUGUCAAAUGAAAAGAAAAACCCUUACCAGUAUGACCCUUUCGACUACAACCCCCAUGAAAUCAACAGGCCAAGCUUUCCAUUCUUCAAUUAUGGCACUCACUCCAUACAAGAUCCACAAAACCUACACGGGUUCGAAUCCGAUCACCCCAAUUCUUCAUUCAUGAGCUUCACUGACUGCCUCCAUGGCUCAAUGGACUACAACACCCUCUCAAAAGCCUUUGACAUGUCAUGUUCUUCAUCUGAAGUCAUUUCUCCCCAGUUGGAUCAUGAGAAUUCCAAGAACCAGCAGGCUGCUGUAGGAGAUCACUCGGUGGGGACUAGCACCACUGAAAACCCAUCUACACCAAACUCCUCAGUUUCUUCUUCAUCUAAUGAAGCUGCUGGUUCUCAUGAACAUGAAGAUUCAGAGAAGAAGAAGAAAGAAAAGCAGCCAAAAGUGGCAGUGUGUGAUGAAGCGGCAGGAGAUGAGGAAGACAAGUCAAAGAAAGGGAGCAAAGCGAAAAAGAAAGAGAAACGGCAGAGGGAACCACGGUUUGCCUUCCUGACUAAGAGCGAAGUGGAUCACCUUGAAGAUGGAUACAGAUGGAGAAAGUACGGACAGAAGGCAGUCAAGAACAGCCCUUAUCCUAGAAGUUAUUAUAGAUGCACUACUCAAAAGUGCGUUGUAAAGAAGCGCGUCGAGAGAUCAUUUCAAGAUCCAUCCAUUGUGAUCACAACAUAUGAGGGUCAGCACAACCAUCAGUGUCCAGCAACACUCCGUGGAAAUCUCAACCUCAAUGCCGUUGGAAUGCUGUCCCCUAAUCCCCUUUUGACAUCCGCGUCUCUCAAUGGAUCAGCGAGAUUUCAACAUGAAUUCUUAACUCAGUUUCUCCCAAUGAACAACCAAUUGCAAUUGCAAUUGCAAAGCCAUCAUCAUCAGGAUGAUCACCAAGCAAGUAAUUCCAUGAUAUAUUCAAACCUCGUGGCCCCUCACCCUCAUCAUCAUCAUCAGCAGCAGCAUCAGCGGCAGCAGCUACAUGUUCCUGACUAUGGUUUAUUGCAAGAUUUAGUUCCUUCAUUUGGUCACAAGCAAGAGCCAUGAAUUUCAUGAUCACUACUUUAUGAUAUAUAUUUUCAGUACCCUCUCACUCAUGAGUACAUCUUUUCCUAUCUCAUUAUUGCAAUACUGUCUAAUAUGUACGCUUUCUCUCUGGCCAUCUCUCUUCUUUUAGCACUUAGAUUUUCUUUGAUAUGUAGACUCGGAGACAGUAUGGCUCUCAAGAAUAGCAUUUAAUGCCUACGUACUAGUGUACUUCUGACUAUUGCAUGGAGUGCACAUCUAUACAUAUAUUUAAAUAUAUGUUGUUCUUGUUCUUAAAAAGCAGACUUUUAAUACGUAUUAAGCCUCUAAAAUAUGCAUGAGGUGAAGGUGCUUGUUUUGAA